Molecule: messenger RNA, 843 nt
Organism: Arabidopsis lyrata subsp. lyrata
Lineage: Eukaryota; Viridiplantae; Streptophyta; Magnoliopsida; Brassicales; Brassicaceae
Product: histone H1
Exons: 2
Coding region: 158-658 (166 amino acids)
Biological process (GO): nucleosome assembly; negative regulation of DNA recombination; chromosome condensation
Cellular component (GO): nucleosome; nucleus
Molecular function (GO): nucleosomal DNA binding; double-stranded DNA binding; structural constituent of chromatin
Source: RefSeq, a predicted model, not a curated record
AGAUUUGAUUAUUGCACACGUAACCGAUCCUCUGACAAAAACCAUAACGAAUCCCAAAAACACACGAAUACACUUCUCCGCGCUAUAAAUAAGCUAGCUCAGAAAAUUUAACAGAUAGAGACAAGACAAACAAAGCAACACUUUCACUAAUCCUCUUAUGGCCGAAGAGAAGACCUUGAAGAAGACUCCGGCGGCGAAGAAGCCGCGAAAACCGAAAACCACCACUCAUCCUCCAUACUUUCAGAUGAUAAAAGAGGCUUUGAUGGCUCUUAAAGAGAAGAACGGAUCAAGCCCUUACGCUAUAGCUAAGAAGAUAGAGGAGAAACACAAGUCUUUACUUCCAGAGAGUUUCCGUAAAAUACUUUCUCUACAGCUUAAAAACUCUGUCGCGAAAGGUAAGCUCGUGAAGAUCAGAGCCUCUUACAAGCUCUCAGAUACCACCAAAAUGACAACGAGGCUACAAGACAAGAAGAAUAAGAAGAAUAUGAAGCAAGAAGAUAAAGAGAUCACAAAGAGGACUAGGUCUUCUUCGACAAGGUCCAAGAAGAGUAUGUCUGUGAACAAACAAGAAAAGAUGAGGAAAGCGAAGAAGGCGAGACAGCCUAAGUCCAUCAAAUCUUCAGCUGGUAAGAAGGCCAUGAAAGCUUCCGCUGCUUGAUCACUGAGGAGGAGGAGAAGAAGAAGAAACUGUGUGUGAAUAUGAAGAAUAAGGUUUUUUUUUUAGUAUCUGUAAAUGGUUUGGUGUGGUCUCUUUUUGGUUUAAGAGUAAAGAGUCUUCGGAUGUAUAACUAGUACUACCAUGUAAUAUACUCGAAAUAGGUUUUUGCUCCGGUUGAGCUAAAA